AUGGCUGGCUCCGCUUACAGUCAGGCCAGGCACGUUUGGAGGCAGGUGGAGAGACACAGGGCCAAGGACACUCCUGGAGCCGUCCUGGGUCAGUCCUGGAGCCGUCCUGGGUCAGUCCUGGAGCAGUCCUGGGUCAGUCCUGGAGCCGUCCUGGGUCAGUCCUGGAGCAGUCCUGGAGCCGUCCUGGGUCAGUCCUGGAGCCGUCCUGGGUCAGUCCUGGAGCCGUCCUGGAGCCGUCCUGGGUCAGUCCUGGGUCAGUCCUGGAGCAGUCCUGGAGCCGUCCUGGAGCCGUCCUGGGUCAGUCCUGGGUCAGUCCUGGAGAAGUCCUGGAGCCGUCCUGGGUCAGUCCUGGAUCAGUCCUGGGUCAGUCCUGGAGCAGUCCUGGAGCCGUCCUGGAGCCGUCCUGGGUCAGUCCUGGGUCAGUCCUGGAGCAGUCCUGGAGCCGUCCUGGGUCAGUCCUGGGUAUGGCCAGUGUUUCUCAAAUGCCCAUGUCCCAUAAUGAGGGCGUGUCCACUUCUGAACCCCGUGGAUGACGCCCGGAGCCAUGGAGCGCGCACCUCCCCUGGACCCACGACGCCCACUCCCAAAAAAGUCUCGCGCAGCCAAAGGAAUCCGAUAGCUCCCCCUUCUUCAAACUUCAUAUUUGACAGAGCGCAGAGAGGCAGAGCCCGCACUCCAGCUUUGCGUUCAGCUCAGCACAGGCACCACCGGUCCUCCUCCUGA
Molecule: messenger RNA, 723 nt
Organism: Knipowitschia caucasica
Lineage: Eukaryota; Metazoa; Chordata; Actinopteri; Gobiiformes; Gobiidae
Source: the annotation of a GenBank genome assembly